AUGGCGGGCCGAGUUUUUCAUUCGCUCGUCUUUGUUGCCGCCACGUUCGCACCGGCGGUCUUUGCUCAGACCAAGUGCGGCGGUGGUGUUCUGUGUCCAUCAGAUACACCGUGCUGUUCACGGGGAUGUGAUCCCGUCAACUCGUUCAGCCUCGAUUCCUGCGUUCCUGCGCCUGUCUGUCAAUCCAAAACCUAUGACUUUAAUGAUCUCGACGGCGUCAUGCCCAACACCAAGUAUCUAGGAGAUGCUUCUAAAGCUGACUGGGUCUCUUCCGGCGACCCCUUGGAAUACAACAACUCGGUGCUCCUGACCAUGGCAGAAGGAACUGUGGGGACCCUGCUGUCUAGCACGCACUUUGUGUGGUAUGGCAAGGUCAGCGCCAGAUUUGCCACGUCUGCAGGCGCCGGUGUGGUCACUGCGUUCAUUCUGCUCGGCAACUCCAAGGACGAAAUCGACUUUGAGUUCGUCGGCACCCAACUAACAAGUGCUCAAACAAACUUCUACUCUCUGGGUGUACCAGUCUAUACCAACGGCGGCAACACCACCGGCCUCUCGGACGUGCACGCCAAUUUUCACGACUAUGAGAUUGACUGGCAACCUGAGAGCAUUACUUGGUCGAUUGACGGCAAACCAGUCCGGACGCUAAACCGUGAAGACACCUGGAACGCGACGGACAACCGAUAUUACUACCCUCAAACCCCGUGCCAAGUGCAGCUGUCAUUGUGGCCUGGCGGUCUCCCAACCAACGGCGAAGGUACCAUCGAAUGGGCCGGAGGUCUUGUGGAGUGGGACUCGCCGUACAUGACCAAUGGCUACUACUUUGCCCAGUUCGACUCGGUCUCGGUCGAGUGCUACGAUCCACCCUCAGGCGCAAAUGUUCAAGGCACCAAGUCUUACAUCUUUACAGACGACGCCUUGACUAAUGCCAGCGUCGAAAUCACCAACCAAAAUACCGUGCUCAAGUCAUUCCUUGGGACUGGCACCAACACGUCGGCCGGCUCUUCUAGCAACAGCGCCAGCGCCAGCGGCUCUGCCAAGACCAGUGAAGUGGCCACGAUUCCUGGACUUUCUGGUGUUGGUACUGGCAGCAAUGGCGGGCGUGGCGACAACACCACGGACAAUAGUGGAAGCGGAGACGACGGUGGUUCUGGAGGAUCGGGAGAUAGCAGUGCCAGCGCCUCAGGAGCUGCAUCGACGGGUUUCGUGCAGGGUGACGGAGGUGACUCUUCAUCCAACGGUGCAGGCCAAAUUGGCGGCAACAGCGAGACUGUCCUCAAGGGCAGCUUGUUUGCAGUGGUUGUUGCGUUGGUUGGGUUGUGCAUUUUGUAA
Messenger RNA from Fonsecaea monophora, 1329 nucleotides. RefSeq lists its product as hypothetical. Gene Ontology annotation, molecular function: hydrolase activity, hydrolyzing O-glycosyl compounds; glycosyltransferase activity. Gene Ontology annotation, biological process: fungal-type cell wall organization; carbohydrate metabolic process. The coding region runs from base 1 to 1329 and encodes 442 amino acids. Gene Ontology annotation, cellular component: fungal-type cell wall. NCBI's taxonomy places the organism in Eukaryota, Fungi, Ascomycota, Eurotiomycetes, Chaetothyriales, Herpotrichiellaceae. The record is from RefSeq and is a predicted model, not a curated record. The transcript is spliced from 3 exons.